AUGCGUAAAUACAUGAGCAAGCGGCAAAGACCCUGCGACUUCUGCCGUUCUCGUAAAACAGCUUGUCGGAUUGAGUCUUCCCCACCAUGUCGGUUAUGUCAGCAAUACGGGAGAGAAUGCACUUUUGUAGAGGCCGCCCGACCUCGCAAGAGGCAGCAAACGACCGAGACCAGCCCUGGACAUCAUGAUGCGAACGAUGUAGACGGGCCAUCUAAGGAAGUCAUUGAAGAGCCCCUUACAUCAUUUGAGCAGGAUAUGGUUUCACCGACAGGAACUGGCACCUUUCCGGAUAUCAAUAUAGACUUCCUUCAAGAUCUCGACAUAGACGGUCCUGAAUAUCAGUUUAUGUUCCAAACACCUGAUAACGACCCUCCAUCUACCGCGGCUGAAUCAACAGAUGGCUCAUACAGCAAGAUCUACCCGCUUUUGGAUGGACACGAAAAUCUUCAUCCAGAAACGCUUGGACUCAGUGGAGAUAUGGAUCCCUAUCUCCUCCAACGAUAUCAAUCAGAUGAGCAUGGCACAUUCAAGUUCAAACAGCUCGCGAUACGAUCAGUGAACAACAACCCACCUGUUCAGUUCCUAAUUUCACAGCCAUCGCUGUUUGCUCAAAGUCGAAAAGAGGCUGGACAUACUGGCGCGUCAAUAUCAUCGCAAAGAGCGGAGCUUGAGAGGGCCGUCUCUCAAAACAUGGGCAAGAGGUUGAUAAGUCUUUACAACAGAUUCAUCCCACCACAUUACCCAAUAUUCUCAACAGAGUCCCCUCCUGAUCCGGCAACGAGUGCACCUUGUUUGCUGGCAGCUAUCUACUCAAUUGCACUCCCCUUCGCCAUGUACGACGACCAACUCUGCAUCGAUAUGGCUUACGACUCACCUGACGCAGAAGAUCUGGCUGUCCUCAUUAAUACUGCAGUUGAUUUCGACAUCCACUCUCCCAACAUGGCCACCGUUCAAACGCUCUUCUUGCUCAUCGCCCGACCAUCAUCAAACCCAUUAGUGUCAGAUGCAUCAUAUCGAUGGACAACAAUGGGGACGCUAGUAUCAGUAGCUACAAACAUUGGACUUCAUCUUGAUCCCUCACUGUGGAAUAUCCCGUCGGCCCAAAUAGCUGCGAGACGUAGACUGUCGGUUUUCAUAUACGCGCUUGAUAAGUGGCUAGCAGCUGCUUUGGGAAGGCCACCUCAUAUCAAUCGCGAGAAUUGGCUGGUGGAUGAGCUGUCGACUCAAGACGAGCAUGCUUCUGGACUUGGUCCAUCGCAGUGGGCUGAUAUAAUGGAUUUCUCAGCCCUAACAUCUUCCCUAGCCUCCACUCUCGAUCGUCUUUAUCUUAUUCAGCGGCCAGAAGAGAUGCAAGCAACCGUUCUUGAGCUCUCCAAGACUUUGGAAUAUAGAAAGACCGACGGAGCAAGGUCAGCAGACCCUAGCAAUGACAAAUCAAUGCCUGGAUUGUCUAUCAAGCUCGGCUACUAUUACACACAACUACUAAUACUGCGCGCUGCCGUGCACGCCCAAAAUUCUCACCCCUCAGCAUCGAACACUUCGGAUCAAUGGUCCCCACGCAAGAGCCUGAAGACAGUUCUGGAACAAUAUUCCGACUUCCUCAAAAGCCUCAAGAGCGACGAAACAGCAGAACACUGGCCACCUUGGUGCCAAAGCGCAUUCUCGUCACUCUGUUUCGCCAUGUUGUUCAUGCUUGUCUCGGCCGCUACCUAUGAAGAAGCACUCUCAUGGAUGAAGCUACUUCAAGCAACACGGAGGCAAAUGCGUCUCAAAGCCAAUGCCUUCGUAAUCAUUCGAUUGGGUCUACUGAGAAUGGAUGCCAUAUUCUGGCGAGGAGUCGAUCAGGUUCUCAAAUUGGAACCGCACGUGAAACUUGCGUUGGAUGCGUCAAAGCAGGGAACAUAAAUUACACAUCUAUAUAAUUCUGCUUACAAUAAUGACCUUGUGGGAAGGGUGCUGAGAAUAUCCUCGAUGCUCUUGACAGCAUCCAACGCCAUACCAUAGCCAGCUUGAAAGCCUGUACCACCAGCACCAUAAUUAUGCACAAUCACACGUCUUUCUCCAUCGAC
This is a messenger RNA of Fusarium odoratissimum NRRL 54006, 2069 nucleotides long. RefSeq lists its product as uncharacterized. The transcript is spliced from 2 exons. Gene Ontology annotation, biological process: DNA-templated transcription. Gene Ontology annotation, cellular component: nucleus. Gene Ontology annotation, molecular function: DNA-binding transcription factor activity, RNA polymerase II-specific; zinc ion binding; DNA binding. Lineage: Eukaryota; Fungi; Ascomycota; Sordariomycetes; Hypocreales; Nectriaceae. The record is from RefSeq and is a predicted model, not a curated record. Bases 1 to 1905 code for a protein of 634 amino acids.